Paraglomus occultum is the source of this 1258-nucleotide messenger RNA. NCBI's taxonomy places the organism in Eukaryota, Fungi, Glomeromycota, Glomeromycetes, Paraglomerales, Paraglomeraceae. The record is from the annotation of a GenBank genome assembly.
CAAUCAGAAGACAUAAUAGAUUUAGAAGAUUACUAUCGACGCAGAUCUAGCCGCUCCGAAACCAAAGAUAUCUUUGACAUUGACAACAUCGCUUGCUCAAAAUGUGGUAACAAGAGAACCAGUCUAUGGUGUAAUGACUGCGAAAGACGCUACUUUAAAUUAGCCUUCUCUACCUGGACAAGCGGAAACAAGCUCGUAGAUAAAUUUGUGCAGGACAUUCAAAUAAACGCACAAUCUUGUGCACAGUAUAUCGAAUGGAUACCAUUCGAUCGAUUGACGAUAAUUAGCUAUGUGGCAAGCGGCGGCUCGGCCCGGACGUUUCUAGCUAAAUGGAAAGAUGGGCCGUUGUGGAAAUUUGACAAGAAGACCGGAAGGAGAGUGAGAAGUGGGCCUAGAAACGUGAUUGUAAAACAGAUAAAAAAUGGUGUUGAACUUACCAGUGAAUACUUGAACGAGUUAAAGUCUUACUUCAAGUGUGUGAGUUGGGACGAUCAUCUUCUUCACUACUUUGGUAUAACAAGAGAUCCAUCAACUGAAGAAUAUGCAGUGGUUGUAGAAUAUGCAAAGCUUGGCAGUUUACUAGAUUACCUCUACAAAGACACUAACCUCACAUGGUCACGCAGGCUAUCCAUACUUAAUGACAUUGCACUAGGACUAUACAACAUACACGCCAAAAACGUAAUACACGGCGACAUUCACAGCGGCAAUGUUCUCAUCUACGAUAGCAAGAAAUCCCGCAAGGGUAACGGCGACAUCUACACCGUAAUAUCAGACCUCGGGCUCAGUCGAUCGAUAUUGCGCAGCCCAUUUUCAUUAGACCAAGUAUACGGGAUCCUUCCCUACAUUGCACCCGAGAUUCUCAUCGGCGGCGACCAGACCAUCUCAUCCGACAUUUACUCUUUCGGCCAUAUAAUGUACGUGCUGUCUACGGGUCGACAGCCGUUCGCCGAUUAUCUUUACGAUAAGAGUCGGUUAGCGCUCAGUAUCUGCGGUGGGCUUCGUCCUAAUAUUCCGGCAGAUACGCCGGCGGAUUAUGCGAUAUUGAUGAGGCAGUGUUGGGAUGCCGAGCCGAGUAGGCGGCCGGAUGCUUUUGACUUGGUGACUAGAAUUGGGACUAUCAGGAGGACAUUGUCGGCUGAUGAGGUUGUGAGGAGGUUGGUGAGAAAAGGGAGGACUAGCAGAGUUGAUGAGAUUGAUGAUGGUUGUAAGAGUAGUUGGGUGGAUGUGUCUACAUUGAGAGGGACAAUAACGCUGAGAG